CGAAACUGCGUGAAUUGUUGGAUGUUGGGAACCUAGGAGGUCGACUGGAAAAUCGAAUGAUAACUGUCGUCUAUGGUCCGGACCUGGUCAAUAUAUCGUACCUGAACCUAGUGGCAUUUCAAGAGGAUAUAGCAAAGGAAUGGUCAGAUGAAGUGUUCAGUCUGGCAACGAAUUUGUUGGCACAGAACAUGUCAAGGGAUGCAUUUCUGGAAAAAGCUUACACAAAACUGAAGCUGCAGGUCACUCCAGAAGGGCGUAUUCCUCUGAAGAACAUAUACCGCUUGUUUUCCGCUGACAGAAAACGGGUAGAAACUGCGUUAGAAGCCUGUAAUCUUCCAUCUUCCAGGAAUGAUUCAAUCCCUCAAGACGACUUCACGCCUGACGUGUACAGGGUGUUCUUAAACAACCUCUGCCCUCGCCCAGAAAUCGACCACAUCUUUUCCGAUGAGUUUGGUGCCAAGAGCAAACCAUACCUUACUGUUGAUCAGAUGAUGGAAUUUAUAAAUUUUAAGCAACGUGAUCCACGAUUAAAUGAAAUCCUUUAUCCACCAUUAAAACAAGAACAAGUUCAACAACUGAUUGAGAAAUAUGAACCCAACAGUAAUCUAGCAAAGAAAGGACAGAUAUCAGUGGAUGGAUUUAUGCGAUAUCUGAGUGGAGAAGAGAAUGGCGUCGUUCCACCCGAGAAACUGGAUUUAAAUGAAGAUAUGUCUCAACCACUGUCACACUAUUUCAUCAAUUCCUCACACAACACCUACCUCACAGCUGGGCAGCUGGCUGGGAACUCCUCAGUAGAGAUGUACCGGCAAGUGCUUUUGUCCGGCUGCCGCUGUGUGGAGCUCGACUGCUGGAAAGGACGGACAGCGGAAGAGGAGCCGGUCAUUACCCACGGAUUCACCAUGACAACCGAAAUAUCCUUCAAGGAAGUAAUAGAAGCUAUUGCUGAGUGUGCAUUUAAAACAUCACCUUUUCCAAUCCUCCUUUCCUUUGAAAAUCACGUGGAUUCCCCUAAACAGCAGGCAAAAAUGGCAGAAUACUGCAGAUUAAUAUUUGGAGAUGCAUUGCUUAUGGAUCCAUUGGAAAAAUAUCCGCUUGAACCUGGGGUUCCGCUCCCGAGCCCUACGGAUUUAAUGUACAAAAUCCUGGUGAAGAAUAAAAAGAAGUCACAUAAGUCUGCAGAUGGAAGUGCAAAAAAGAAACUCUCUGAGCAAGCUUCUAACACAUGCAGUGAUACAUCUAGUAUGUUUGAACCUUCCUCCCCUGGAGCAGGAGAAGCAGAGAUUGAGAGCGAUGAUGAUGAUGACUAUGAUGAUGAUUGUAAAAAGUCCUCGAUGGAUGAAGGAACUGCUGGAAGUGAAGCUAUGGCCACAGAAGAGAUGUCUAAUCUGGUGAACUACAUACAGCCGGUGAAGUUUGAAUCAUUCGAAAUAUCAAAAAAACGCAACAAGAGUUUCGAAAUGUCUUCCUUCGUGGAAACCAAAGGGCUCGAGCAACUUACAAAGUCUCCUGUGGAAUUUGUGGAAUACAACAAAAUGCAGCUAAGCCGAAUUUAUCCAAAGGGAACGCGUGUAGAUUCUUCCAACUACAUGCCGCAAGUCUUCUGGAACGCCGGCUGCCAGAUGGUGGCUCUUAACUUCCAGACUGUAGAUUUGUCUAUGCAAAUAAACAUGGGAAUGUACGAGUACAAUGGCAAAAGCGGAUACAGGUUAAAGCCAGAAUUCAUGAGGAGACCAGACAAACAUUUUGACCCAUUUACUGAAAGUAUAGUGGAUGGAAUAGUAGCUAAUACCUUGUCUGUCAAGAUAAUUUCAGGUCAGUUUCUUUCUGAUAAAAAAGUUGGUACCUACGUAGAAGUUGACAUGUUUGGCCUGCCUGUGGAUACACGAAGAAAAGCUCUGAAGACUAAGACCUCUCAAGGCAAUGCAGUUAAUCCUGUGUGGGAAGAGGAGACCAUAGUGUUCAAGAAGGUUGUUUUACCUUCCCUGGCAUGUUUGAGGCUAGCAGUGUAUGAAGAAGGAGGGAAAUUUAUUGGUCAUCGGAUAUUGCCCGUCUCAGCAAUUCGGCCAGGCUAUCACUACAUCUGUUUGAGGAAUGAAAGGAACCAACCUUUGACACUGCCAGCUCUCUUUGUGUACAUCGAGGUCAAAGACUAUGUACCCGAUACUUAUGCAGAUGUGAUAGAGGCCUUAUCCAAUCCGAUUAGAUAUGUAAACCUGAUGGAGCAGAGAGCUAAGCAGUUGGCAGCAUUGACACUGGAAGAUGAGGAAGAGGUGAAGAAAGAGGUUGACCAUGGAGAUGCACCAUCGGAAGCCAACAGUGAACCCAGGUCAACACCAGCAGAAAAUGGAGUGAAUUGCACUGCCUCCCUUACACCGAAACCAGCAACUCAGGUUGUCCAUAGCCAACCAGCGCCAGGUUCGAUGAAAGCACCUGCAAAGACAGAAGAUCUUAUUCAGAGUGUCCUCACAGAAGUGGAAGCACAGACUAUUGAGGAACUGAAACAACAGAAGUCAUUUGUCAAGCUUCAGAAGAAGCACUACAAGGAAAUGAAGGACCUUGUAAAGAGGCAUCACAAGAAAACCACUGAUCUUAUCAAAGAGCACACUGCGAAGUAUAAUGAAAUCCAAAAUGACUACCUGCGACGAAGAGCAGUUUUAGAAAAAACGGCAAAAAGAGAUAGUAAGAAAAGGUAUGAAGCGGGGAGCCCAGACCACAGCUCUUCGACCAUUGAACAGGAGCUGGCCGCGCUUGACUCGGAAAUGACCCAGAAGCUGGUGGAGCUGAAGGAGAAGCAACAGCAGCAGCUGCUAAACCUCCGGCAGGAGCAGUAUUACAGCGAGAAGUACCAGAAGCGGGAGCACAUUAAGCUGCUUAUUCAGAAGUUGACAGAUGUAGCAGAGGAGUGUCAGAACAGCCAGCUAAAGAAACUGAAAGAAACCUGUGAAAAAGAAAAGAAAGAAUUGAAGAAAAAAAUGGACAAGAAGAGGCAGGAGAAGAUCACAGAAGCAAAAUCUAAGGAUAAAAAUCAAAUGGAAGAAGAGAAGACUGAAAUGAUUCGAUCGUAUAUCCAGGAGGUGGUGCAGUACAUAAAAAGGCUAGAAGAUGCUCAAAGUAAAAGACAGGAGAAACUUGUUGAAAAACACAAGGAGAUUCGUCAGCAAAUACUGGAUGAAAAACCGAAGACUAUCAAGCAGAAGUUUCAGCUCCAGGAGGAAGGCAAGGGGGCAGCAGGAGCAUCCCCAGCAACGCUGUGUCCAGCAGCUCUUCCCGCUCAGGCGCUCACGCACGCCUGA
Molecule: messenger RNA, 3293 nt
Organism: Tinamus guttatus (white-throated tinamou)
Lineage: Eukaryota; Metazoa; Chordata; Aves; Tinamiformes; Tinamidae
Source: RefSeq, a predicted model, not a curated record